Molecule: messenger RNA, 1011 nt
Organism: Naegleria lovaniensis
Lineage: Eukaryota; Heterolobosea; Eutetramitea; Acrasida; Naegleriidae
Exons: 2
Coding region: 1-1011 (336 amino acids)
Source: RefSeq, a predicted model, not a curated record
AUGAAAAAGAAUAGUAUUAACCAACAUGUUAGUAGUAGUACCAAGACCCUCCGUCGCACUAAGGUCACUAGCAACGAGGUGUUUAUUUCAGAUGAACAAAAUCGAAUCAAUAAGAUUUUGACAAAUGGAACAUGGUUGACAGUGGUGGGACAACCCUCUGGAAGUUUGAAUGGAUUUGGAGGAGAUGGUUAUCCUUCUAAUUGGCUUCAAGUGUUAAUUAGUCAUCCUCAAUCGGUUCAUUUAUUGGAAUCCUCAUUUCCAUGGUUGCAAAAUAUGUUAUUUGUGGAUGCAGGUAAUUAUAGAGUUCGAAAAGUUCACAAUGGAAUUAUUUCCACAGUAGCUGAUAACGGUAUCUAUCCAUUAUCUGAGGACGAUGUAAAGAAUGGAGUUCCUGCUGUGAAUACUUCUUUCAGUAGUCCCUUAUCGGUCUUUGAAAGGCAAAAUGAAAUUUAUAUUUCUGACACAUUUGAAGGAAUUCGGAAAGUACUUGUGAAUGGAACCAUUGUUGCAGUAUGUCCAAAAUACAGACCUGAAUGCACUGUUGGUUAUAACGGUGGACUUUGGGUUGCAUCGAAUGGCGAUGUCUUUUUUGAAGGUAGAGGACAAAUCAACAAACUUGAUGUGGCAACUAGAGUGCCCAUUUAUGUUCACAUGGCUCAAGGAGGUGGAGUUGGUGCUUUACUCUACAUUGCAACUCUGAAUGAUUUUGUAAAGGUUUCAUACGAGGAUGGAAAAGUUUCUCAAGCAGUUCCGGGCAUGGAGUAUCCUCCUCCUUCGUCCAUGUUCGUGACUUCGCAAGGAGAGGUUUACAUGACUGUGCAUCACACUAUUCAAAAAUUUAACAACAAGACUGGUCAAUAUACAAUCAUCAAAGAUGAACAAAUCCGAGGUUGUUGGGGGAAGUGGUUGCCAAGUCCAAGUGCAAAGUUGCUCUCCAAAGCUUCAGCUGCUCGUACAGGCCUCAAACAGAUGAUUACUCUACUGAAACAAGAAACUACAAUCAAACAAUAG